AUGCUCACUAAAACGAUAAUAUUUUUUGCGUUUUUCAAAACCGCAUAUAAUCAACUUUAUGGUGAGUUACAUGUACAUUUGUUUACAACUUUUCGAAAAAAAUAUUUCAGAUCAAACGUGGAUAGAUUUUCUGAAUGUUCAGAAAAAUCUAACCACCGAUUUAUUCAAAAAUUAUGAUCCAACUGUAUCGCCAGUUUUUACACGAAAUAAUUUAAAAGAAAAUUUGACUUUUGAUAACACCAAUUAUACCACAAAAUGGAACUAUACCAUCGAACUGUUUUAUUUGCAGUUAGUUGAAAUUGAUGAACCUUCGGAAAAGGUUACUGUGGUUAUUGAAAUUAUGGAGGUACGUUUUCAACAAUUUCCUGAAUUUUUUUUUUUUGACAUGUUUGAAUGUAUGACAGUAUUUUUCUAUCCGAACGUGAAGAAUGAAAUAAGAAACUGAUGAAAAUAAUUUUGAGAAAUAAACAAAUUUCAAUGAUCUAUGAUCAGAAUCAAAAAAAAAAUGUCAAAUUUCAGAACUGGUAUGAUCCACGCCUUGUUUGGGCCGCAGAACAUUACAGCAAUAUAACAAACAUUUAUGUGAGACAAGAAAAAAUUUGGAGUCCAUCAUUGUCACCAUAUGGAAUGUGAGCUUCCCAUCUUUCAAAAUAUUCUCUAUCAAAAAAUUAUUCAGAAACGAUGUUGUUGAUUUUCGAGAUCAAGAUUUUCGCCAAGCCGCAAUUGAUAACACAGGUUUUGUUUUUGUUUUUGAGGUAGUUAGAGUUUCGGUAACUUGUGAUUUGGAUAUGAGAAAAUUCCCAUUUGAUCAGCAGCGAUGUUUGAUUCAAUUCGGACUACCAAUGUAUUAUAUCAAUGAAGUUUCGGUGAAUUUUGAAAUCUAUGAGGAUAUUAUGAAACCUGAAAAAAUUGCGCAAAUGGUAUUUCUCUGAUGAGAACAGAAAUUUGAGAAUGUUUUUUUUUAUCUAGGGAAAUUCCGAAUGGAGAAUUAUUAAUCUGACAAAUAAACAUUGCAUCAAUGGAUAUGAUGAUAAUAUGAGUGGUUUGGAAUUGAAUGGAUUUUUUAUCACAAUGAAAAGAAAUCCAAUGUAUUAUUUUUAUAUGAUUAUUUUGCCAGCUUUUGUCAUAAAUACUGUUUCAUUAUUCGGUGUUUUUAUGAAAGCAUCGGAUAAAAUGUCAAGGGUUAGACUCUGUUCAAAUCUUCAUGUCUAAAUGUUUCGAGUUCUAUUUUCAGCUCAAUGUUGGGCUUACAACACUAAUGACUAUGACCUUUAUUCUUGGAGUAAUUGCUGAUGAUGUUCCAAAAACUGGAGUUAUCCCACUUCUAGGAAUCUAUAUUAUCAUCCAUCUUGUAAUUAUGAUUUUAUCAAUUGGAGUUGUAAUGACAAUCGGUAAAUUCCGAGUUUUAAUGAGAGCUCAAGUUUCGGAUGAUAAAAAGUUAGUUUUUCAUCAUUUUUCAAGACUUGGAUUUUUAAUAAUCUCUAAUUUAAGACUUCAAUUGCUCCUUGGGAAUCCUCUGGAAAAUUCAAUUUUCUUAAUCCUUCAAACUUUGAAUAUUGCAAAUUUCUCCAUGAUGGUUAUUUUCUGGAUUAUUGGGUGAUGAAUUUUUUUUUCAAAAUCUUAUAUGGAACAUUUCUUUACUUGUUCAAAAACUUCAAAAUGUGUAGUUUGUUGUAUGUAAUUCGAACUUUUCUAUGACAAAAAUGUCAAAAUUUUCAACAGAAAUUUUUGUUGUUGUUGAAAAAAUGUUUGAGUUUUUGAUUCUAAUUAUAUUCAUAAAUUCAACGGGAAAUCAACUAUAUGGUGAGAAGAACAAAUUAUAUACAUAUUUCAUAUUUAAAGAAAAAUUAAGAUUCAACUUGGACGAAUUAUCUGAACUUGCAAAAAAAUUUGACAGACAGUUUAUUUAAAAACUAUGAUUUUUUCGUUUCUCCAGUUUUUACAAGAAAAAAAGAAACUGAAAAUGUCACAUUUGACAACUGGAAUUAUACACAAAAAUGGAAUUAUACCCUGGAAGUGUUUUAUUUGCAAUUAGUCGAAGUUGAUGAACCUUCCGAAAAAGGUUACUGUAGUAAUUGAUGUAAUGGAGGUAUAGUUUUACUUGAAAUAACAAGAAUAAAUAAUCAAUUUUAUAGUAUUGGUAUGACCCGCGUUUAUAUUGGGAUCCUGCUAAAUACAAAAACUUGACAAGUUUAUAUGUGAGACAAGAUAAAAUUUGGAGUCCAUCCUUAUCACCUUAUGGAAUGUAAGUUCUUUUGAUUUUUAUUUUCACCUUCUCUUAUCCCAAAAAAUGCUUCAGCAAUGAUGUUGUUGAUUUUCGAGAUCAGGAAUUGCGCCAAGCAUCAAUUGGAUAUACAGGAUUCAUUUUUGUUUAUAGUCUUGUUAGAAUUGCAGUAAAAUGUACUUUGGAUAUGAAAAAAUUCCCAUUUGAUCAACAAACUUGUUUAAUUCAAUUUGGACUUCCGAUGUAUUAUGUGAACGAAGUAUCAAUCAAUUUCAUGUUUUUUGAAGAACUUUUAAAACCAUCAAAAAUUGAGCAAAUGGUAAGCUAUAAUGAUUUCAGUUGAAAAUUCUUCAAAUAAUUCAGGGAAAUUCUGAAUGGAAAGUUGUGAAUCUAUCGACAAAACGAAGCAUUCAAGAUUAUGAAGAUGCUGUAAGUGGUUUGGAAUUGAAUGGAUUUUUUAUCAAAUUGAAACGGAACCCAAUGUACUAUUUUUAUAUGAUUAUUUUGCCAGCAUUCGUUAUAAACGCUGUUUCCUUAUUUGGUGUUUUCAUGAAAAAAUCCGAUAAAAUGUCAAGGGUGAGAACAUUCCUAAACUGUUCGAAUCUUUAUGUCUAAAUGUUUCCCAUUUUAAGCUCAACGUUGGGCUCACAACAUUAAUGACAAUGACCUUUAUUCUUGGAGUAAUUGCUAAUGAUGUUCCAAAAACUGGAGUUAUCCCACUUCUAGGAAUCUAUAUUAUUAUCCAUCUUGUAAUUAUGAUUUUAUCAAUUGGAGUUGUGAUGUCAAUUGGAAAAUUUCGAGUUCUAAUAAGAGCUCAAGUGUCGAAUCAUAAAAAGUAGGUGAUUUUCCAAAAGUGAUUUUUCUUUGUUGUUUACCACAAAUCAAUAUUCUCAGACUGCAAAUGUUCCUUGGAGAUCCAUUGGAAAACACAAUAAUUAUAUCUCUUCACGUGUUAAAUGUUGCUAAUUUUUCAAUGAUGAUUGUGUUUUGGAUGACUGGAUGA
This is a messenger RNA of Caenorhabditis angaria, 3227 nucleotides long. The record is from the annotation of a GenBank genome assembly. Lineage: Eukaryota; Metazoa; Nematoda; Chromadorea; Rhabditida; Rhabditidae.